Messenger RNA from Ictidomys tridecemlineatus (thirteen-lined ground squirrel), 2609 nucleotides. It is a transcript of the gene Hey2, whose product is annotated as hes related family bHLH transcription factor with YRPW motif 2. The record is from RefSeq and is a predicted model, not a curated record. Gene Ontology annotation, molecular function: DNA binding; protein dimerization activity. Lineage: Eukaryota; Metazoa; Chordata; Mammalia; Rodentia; Sciuridae. Gene Ontology annotation, biological process: regulation of DNA-templated transcription.
CCGGCGCCGGCUCUUGCUGCGGAGAAGGGUUGCGGCGUGGGAAAGAGCCGCGAGGAGCCGACCGCGCCGCCGCUGAAGCCUCGCCUGCAGAAGUCCCGGGAGGGAGAGAGGGAGGAGGCAGGCGGGGAGGGUGUUGCACCCCGCUCAGCGUCGGUGAUUCCGGCAGGGCUGCGCCCGGAACGAUCUUUGCCGAGAUGAAGCGCCCUUGCGAGGAGACGACCUCCGAGAGCGACAUGGACGAGACCAUCGACGUGGGGAGCGAGAACAAUUACUCCGGGCAAAGUACUAGUUCUGUGAUUAGAUCAAAUUCUCCAACAACAACAUCUCAAAUUAUGGCAAGAAAGAAAAGGAGAGGGAUUAUAGAGAAAAGGCGCCGGGAUCGGAUAAAUAACAGUUUAUCUGAGUUGAGACGACUGGUGCCAACUGCUUUUGAAAAACAAGGAUCUGCAAAGUUAGAAAAAGCUGAAAUAUUGCAAAUGACAGUGGAUCAUUUGAAGAUGCUUCAGGCAACAGGGGGUAAAGGCUACUUUGACGCCCAUGCCCUUGCCAUGGACUUCAUGAGUAUUGGAUUCCGAGAGUGCCUGACAGAAGUGGCCAGAUACCUAAGCUCUGUAGAAGGCCUGGACUCCUCAGAUCCACUGCGCGUGCGCCUCGUAUCUCAUCUCAGCACUUGCGCCUCCCAGCGGGAGGCAGCCGCAAUGACAUCCUCAAUGGCCCAUCACCAUCACUCCCUUCAUCCACAUCACUGGGCAGCAGCCUUCCACCAUCUUCCUGCGGCCUUGCUCCAACCCAACGGACUCCAUGCCUCGGAGUCAACACCUUGUCGCCUCUCUACAACUUCAGAAGUGCCUCCUGCCCAUGGCUCUGCCCUCCUCACGGCCACAUUUGCCCAUGCAGAUUCUGCCCUUCGAAUGCCAUCAACCGGCAGCGUCGCCCCUUGUGUGCCACCUCUCUCCACCUCUCUCUUGUCCCUCUCAGCUACCGUCCAUGCUGCGGCUGCAGCAGCCACUGCAGCUGCACACAGCUUCCCUCUGUCCUUCGCGGGAGCAUUUCCCAUGCUCCCCCCAAAUGCAGCUGCAGCAGUGGCAGCAGCAACAGCAAUCAGCCCACCCUUAUCAGUGUCAGCCACGUCCAGUCCCCAGCAGACAAGCAGCGGAACAAACAGUAAACCUUACCGACCCUGGGGGACAGAAGUUGGAGCUUUUUAAGUUAUGCUUGAACUUCUUGCAAUUGUAAUUGAAUGUUCUUCAUUUCAGAGUCGGCUUAAAACCUCUGCACCAUGAAGGUAGCCAUACAGAUACCUACAGAUCCACAAAGGAACAAUAAAGCUAUUUGAGACACAAACCUCACGAGUGGAAAUGUGGUAUUAUCUUUUUUUUCUUUUUUUGUUUAAGGCAGCUUGGUAACCGAACCGACAUCAGCAACUUUUGAAAACUCAACACUUGUUUCCAUUAAAAGUUUUCUGAAAAAUACAUGGACUGUAACAUUCAGUUACAUGUGCAUCUGCACAACCGAAUUGGGGAAGAAAAAUGUCAUGACUGAAUUCUCUGGAACCUAGAUGGGGAAAAGAAAUCCAUCUUUCAUAAGUGCCUGAGCUAAGGAAGGUUUUCUUCUGUACAUGCAACAUUGCACAAGAAGAGUCUAGGCAUUAGGUUAAGAAAGGAAAGGAAUAGAAGUCUUGCAUUAGGCUGCAGACAAUGCCAGAAUAUUCUGUUGAAACCAACAGUUUUUAUUGGUCAAAAAGAUUGCUGAAAAUUAUUUUCAAGUUGAAAGACCUAGUUUGAUCUUAGUUUGCUUUCUUUGUACAGACUUGCCAAGCAGUAACAUUUAGCAGUGAAUUGGUAGAAACAAUUAUUCCAUCAGAACAAGCAUUUCUGCUCUGCCUACAAGCCCCCAGGCAAUUUUUUUAGAUGGUUCAAAAUACGGUGCUUCUUUAUAUAAACCUUACAUUUAUAUAGUGCAUCUAGAAGCAAUUGCCUACUGUGUGCCUACCAGAGGCCAAUUCAUGCCAACUUGGAAACCCUCCAGUUUGCAAGACUUUGGAUUAAUUUAUUCAGUUUCAUUUGGACUAUUUUUAUAUAUUUAUCCUCUUCAUUUUCUCCACAUAACAUGUAACAUCUGAUCUUGUCACCUUUUGGGGAGAUAUAUUUCUGGAGGUGAUGAGAAAAGGAGAGAACAUUGGGAAGAGAAAAACCACAGUUUUAAAAUAUUCUUGCUCAAGUUAGUGAUCACAUUUGAUCCCAAAUCAAGAUGAAUGUAUGCAAUGGGAUGUACAUAAAUUAUUUUUGCCCAUGCCUAGACUAGUACUACAUAAUGCUGUUUUGUUUUUUAGAUUUUUGCUUAAUGGCAAAAUAAUCUCUUAAUACAUUGAAAUUGAGCACGUGAGAUUUUUAUAUUUGAAAGAUUAAAAACACAGCAUGUAUUAUUAUGCACUUCAUUUCUCUGCUGUGUGGAGAAAGCAAUAAACAUGAAAAUGUUAAACAUUAUGCAAAAAUACUUUUAAAUAUUUGUUUUAAAAUUACUGUACCUAGUCUUUUUCGCAUUACUUUGUAACCUCUUUCUAUGCAAAAGUCUACAUUUCACUAAUUAAAUGAAGUUCUUUUUGACUA